UCUGUGAAUUGAAGCUCCAGGAAGCAUAGACAGAGGCACCCAUAGCUCCUGUUUUACAUUUACAAGGUGAGACACACUAAUGUGUGUGCACAAAGCAAAUGAGGAUGUAGACAAAAGAAUAUUAGCAGGCAGUUAGUUCACUCAUUCAGAGUUCAUUACAAAGGCAAUUGGUGUGCUGGAGAAUGACUAGUUCAGAGAUGGAUGCAUAGGUGCAUAUACACAAUCUGCUUUACACUGACAGGGCCUAGACACACACACUUGCUUCUUGGUAUGACACACCCAUUGAUGUACACAAAUACACAUUGAAACACACAUGACUGCUCAUGUAGCUUGACAAAUGCAUGUAUUGCUGGACAAGAGAACAGGAUUACAGCUCUGCUGAAAAAUGGAAGUAUUUGUUAUCCUCCUGGGCAUGUUAAAUGCAGCACAAGCCAGCAGUUCCCCCGGCCUCCCAUUGCUGCCUGUCUCCCUUGAGGUCAGAGAUACUCCGCAGUAUUUCCGUUUGCAGCGAGCAGUACCUGGAGAGGAUGCUGUUACUUCAUCACAGGGGGCCACAACGUUGUCACACAGUGAGGCUUUUCUAGUAACCCGUCUGGGAUCCAGAGAGCCACAUGUUCGGGCAUCAUUUCAGCAUAUACAAGUUCAAGAGAAUGUUCCAUGGAAGGUUCUGGGAGCCAAAGUAAAGGGGGUACAAGGAGAGGUGGUUGGAGGUGAAGUAUCUCCAUCUGAUCCUGUAGCUCGAAUACUGUUUCACCGGUCAGGGGCAGAUGGGGCAGCUCGCGGAUCCAAAACGCCAUGUGUGAAUGUGCAAGGUACACAUGGAGAAUUUGCAGUGCAAGGUUCCUGCAGGAUACAGCUUCCUCUGGAUGUUUGUGUAGUUGAGCUUCUAUUCUCCCCCUCCUGGUUCUCUCUCCCCUCCCUCCCCUUGAACGUGACCCUGCAUUACUCCUUGUCAGAAGACUGCGAGGGAGUGGAGGAGGGCACUGAGAUUGCAGGUGUGGCACGCGUAGUGAGCGUAGGGACCCAAAAGACACAGCGGCUUAGUGUGGGUGACUCUCUGACUGUAACUCUGCCUGACAAAACACUUCUCCCUGGGGAGGUGUUUACAGCUUCCAUCAGCUUGAGACCCAACUGGACACAACCAAGCUUCAAUUUGCGGGUGCGUUGUCGUUCAGGGCUUGAACUUCUCUUUGCUCGUUCUGCUGCCCCUAACACUUGGGCUGUGAAAACUGAGACCCAACGGGGUACUAAACACCAUACUGUAAUUGGUCACGUGACCCACCGUGGAGCCUCUGAACGCAGGCCCCCACCAGUAGUUGCUCUUUUAGAUUUUCUUGUGGGUAACGUUUCCAUUGGCUCCGCUGUCUCUCGAAGAAUCUCUUUCCAGCUUGACAUUCCGGGAACAAGUGCAGCCGCCUCGGGGGUGCGAGGGAGUGCUGAGGUUCUGGUGUCUGACCGAGAUCUCAGAGCCAUUGUUCCUCUUGUCAAGUCUCAUGAAAUUUUAAACACGGCUCCCCUCACAGGAAUUUCUCAAAAGAUCCCUGUCAGAGUGCUGGCUUUAGAGGCGGGGGGAUCUGUUCUGGAUGUCACCAAGCAAGCAGGCUGUGAGACUCCCAAUGCACAAAUUGUACAGGUUUCAGAUGGCUGUGACUUCCUGUUUGUGGGUGGGAAGGAGACUCAGGGAGCCUUGGGUGUAAAGGUGGAGUUCUGGUUGGAGCGGCUCCGUUCCUCUCUUUCGCUCUCUCUCUGGGUCCCUCUGCUUCCUCUGAGAGUCGAGGUGUCUGACACGAACCUGCAGCGAAUGCAGGGGACCGGGACAGCAGGGGCUUCUCAGGAGGAGGAUGGUGGGGAGCGCAGAGCUGCCACUGAUCGCAGAAUACAUACUUGUCGCUCUCAGUAUCAGAGAGCACGUGUACGUUUUCUUGCCCACUUUGUUGCUCACUCAUUGGAUGGUAGUCGUCAGCUGACCUACCUACUGGGUUCUGAAUGGCUUCUGGAUGUGUCACCUCUUAUAAGAAGCCAGGCCGUUAUUAGAGACCCACGCAUUGCUCGACUGGAAGAGGAGGGAAGAGUUCUGAUUGGACAGGAGCCAGGGGUCACAUCUGUGGAGGUGCGGUCUCCACUCUCACACUCCAUCCUUGGGGAACAGACUGUUGUGGUAUCAUCAGAAACUGUCUCUAUUUUGGAACUGAGGACACACCUGGUGUGGGGUAUAACGCUCUCUGUUGGUUCCUCUGAGGUUAAUCAUCCUGGUGUCUUCACAGUCAACUGUCAGUCUCAGGAAGCAGCAAUGGUCCCAAAACAGGAAUCUGCAAUGUCUCUUUGGCUGCUGUUCAGUGACCUGUCAAUCUCUCCCCUUACACUCUAUGACCCACUUGAACUGUCUCUAUCGGUUGUCUCCUCUGACUCCUCUGUACUGUCUGUCCGUCGAUCUGUUACAACAGGUAGCCAGUGGCCUUUGCCAGUGCUUGUAUUCGAGAGUCCAGGAGAGGGGCCUUUACUACGUGUGUCUCUUCUGCUCCCAGAACGAUGUCGGGAAGGUGAAGCAACAGGUGUACUUAGUGCUGGGUAUGUUCGUGUUUCUUUCCCCAGAAAUGAGACCGAGGGUGAAGGGAAGGCCUCUAGUGACAUAAUCCAAAGUGACACUGAUGUUAUCACCAGGGAUGGUGACCUUCUCUCUGGUGCUAACAAUGUCUUGCCAGGGACCAGUGAUAUCAUUUUGAGGGGUGGUGACAUUACCCCUGAUGGGGAUGAAUCAAUCUCUGGUGCUGAUGACAUUAUCACAACACGCUGGGGAAUUCCUGGCUUGGAGGAAGGACUUUAUGGGCUUCUUGCCAUUUUCUCUCUACUUACCCUUCUAUUCCUUCUCAGCUGUAUAGCAUUUAUCAUGAGGCACAGGAAUAAACCAGUCCCAGAAGGCCCUGGAAAUCCUGAAGCCCCUAACUGGGUGUGGUUGGAGGGUCCAGAGGCUGAUGGGCCAAGGGCCCAAGGAGGUGGAGGUGUGGGGACAGAAGAGGAAGAUUGUGGCCAUUGGGAAGGAAGUGGCAGGGGACCACAAAGUUUGACCAGUACAUUCCAUCCAGUGAGGAGCACUCAAGGGCCUGAGACCAGCCUGGCCCCUCAGCCUGACAUUUGCUCCUUUUCUACACCAACAAAACAUUCUAGAGGCCAUGUGGAAAUAAAGAGACCUGAGGUAAUGUCUAUGCGACAUGCAAUUCCUCAGGGAGGAGAGAGAAAGAUGGAACGGAUUCCAGAUGACCCACCGGUACGCUCCAUCUUGGUAGCCAGUGAGGAGGAUAUCAUGUGGGUGUGCAAGGACAUGGGCAUGAAGGAGCCACAGGAAAUAAUGAGCUACAUGGAGAGGAUCAGGGGGGAGACACCACCAUCACAAGGUGAAAGGAGGAGAGAGGUUUUAAGAGGAAGGGGGAUGGAUAUAACAGGGGCCAGUGUCAGGAGACUAACUUAAUAACUGGCAGUGGCAUCUGAAAUAUAGGAAUGGAUAUGGGGGACAUGCAAAAAACAGAAAAAAAGAGAGAGCAAGCCAGGUGUUCAUGAAAACUAGUGAUGUGAAUCUGGGGCGACCAUUUCAAUAACCUAUUUAUUUGAUCCAGCAUAAAAAAAAAUACAAAAAUUAAUUAUAAGGCUAGGGGAUAAAACAUCUUCUUUUUAUUUGGAUAAUUAGAAAAUGGGACAUGGAUAGAAAGAGUUCAUAUGGGAACUAAAAUUAUAAGGAGAUAAAGGAGCAAAACUAUCAGAAAUCAAUGAAAGCACAAGUCUAAAACUGAAAACAUUUAGAAAAAUAAGAAAAAAUUUCUAUAAAGGAAAUUAAAACUGUUUUCUAGAGUGAAAAGUUGACUCUAGUGGUAUAAAUUUUGUGGAUCGAAUUGUUGAAGAGGGUAAGGGAAUUGGUGUUUACAUGUGAUAGUCUAAGAGUGAUGAUGAUAUGGGUUUGUAAAUUACCAGGUGGACAUAGGAAUCUACUUAUAAAGUGAAGUUGUAAAAAUCACUUCACACUUAUGUGGACAGGUAUGUUAAAUUUAUGAUUGGACAUAAGAGAUAUAUUUUGAGUGGAAUGCAUAAACCAUGCCGUAUUCAGCAAGCUAAUAAGACUUUUUAUGUACACUUUAUUUGGCAUUUAGUGUCUACAAUCAUUUAUGUUGGUAUUAUUGAAUUUUGUGUGUCUGGGGGCCAGUCAGAAAAUCUACAAUUAUUCAUAUACAUUAACUUUGUGAUCUGUUCUGUGAUAGAUGUGUUGAUCCACACAUGGAAUGGCUUAAGGAAUGUUACACAUUAUAGUGUUACAGGAAAGAAUCCUGGAUAAUUUUAGUGUCAUAGAUGAGAAGAUACGAAAAAGUUUAACAAACAUUCAAUAAUUUGAUGGUCCUGGUGCCAUAUAAUCUAAACUAUAGAGGCUUUGCCUAAAUAAGCCUUAACUGAUUAAAUUCAAGGUGACAACACACAGAGAUCUUUAGUAUUCCUAGACUAUAAGGAAUUAAAGAAAAUAUUUAUGACUAGUCUGAAUGGUGCUUACAGACCUGUUUUAUUUUACCGUGGAAACUGCAGCCAAGAUACAGAAUUUAGACUUCUUUGAUUUUGUGUGGAGGACAAGCAGGGUUUAUUUAUGACAUAUUAGGUAUAUGCAGAGACUAGGGUUGCCACUUGUCCAGUAAUGGCCCGGACAGUUUUAGUUUCCAUUUUGUAUGUCCGGGUUAUAAGCUGAGUCAGACGGGUUUGGUGGGAAACAGCCACAGCCAAAAAAGGUGGUAUUGUGCUUUUUGCAACUUACUGAAAUAGUUAUUUUUCUCUUGUGGGAGUGUGUCUGAGUGUGUCUCUGUGUGGGAGUGUGUUUGUCUCUUUGUGUUUGCCAGGUUCUUUCUGUGUGUGAAAGAGUGAGUGUAUUUGUGUUUGUGAAAGAGAAUGUGUGUGUUAGUCUGUGACAGAGUGUGUGUUAGCUUUAGUGUCUUUGAGUGUGUCAGAGUGUGAGUUAGUGUGAGAGAUAGUGUGUGAAUAUCUAUGUGCAAGUUUGUCUUUGUGCUUUUAUACAUAGUGUAUAGAGUGUUCGGGUUUGGCCUGAACUAAAGGUGGCAACCCUAGCAGAGACCUUAAAGCAAGUGUGGCAACAUACAAAAACUGUGUAUUCCAACAGCUAACAUUUUAAAAGUAUUCUUGUUUAAGUUAAUUAGUGUUUUUACUCAAUAUUAUGAAUCCGAAUGGAUCUCAAUCUUGUUUUAUAGGGCUUGACAACUGGAGUUUAUUAUCUAUUCACAAAUUUCCUACAGUACAUGCAAUAAUGUUAAACUUGGAAAAUUUAGAGGGAGUUUUUUUAUUUGAUUUCACUGAAAACUAUCACUGUGCAGCUAAGACUUUGCAAAAAGUUUCAUAAUCACUGUAAUCGCGAAAAUAAAAUAAAAUAAGUAUUAAACAGUUAUAUGGAGCAAUAAGAGGAGAUGGGACAAGUUUAUUUAUUUAGUAGAUUUGCUUCCCUCUGCCAGUAUUAAUAUUUUACUAAUUAAAGGGACAGUUUACCCAAAUAUUUUCUACACUUUAAUUUGUUCACAAUGAUCCAUUUUACCUGCUAGAGUGUAUUAAAUUGUUUACAAGUAACUAAUUUACCCUUAUAAUAGCUAAUUAAGCCUGUGAUAUCCCCACCUAUGCUGAAAGUUUCUGGACCUAAGUCCAGGCUAUUGGCAGGCUAUGUAAAAACAGCCAGCAGAAGAAAUUACACUCCCAGUGGGGUGCAGAAAAGAUAACUAAUAAAAUUAUAAUUUUCCAUUGUUUUCUUAAGUAUUGGACUUUUGUUUACAAACAGACACAGGAUAAGGAAUCAAGUGUGUGUACACAAAGUAAUAAAAUAAUGAGAUCUGAUUUUGCUUGCAAGGUCAACCCAUUUCAUAAAGUUGUGGUUUCAAAGCACAAAACAAGCAAUUUCAUAUACACAAAUAAACCUGAAAAUGCAAUUUCUCAUACAUUCUAUACUCUACAGUUGGUAUAACAAGUCAUUGGUAAUACAUUAAGGGAAAAACAAUUUUACAGUAUACUGUCCCUUUAAUGUGUGCCCAGAGAAUUUCAGACUGGGGUAUAUCCAUAACUGUAUACAAAUCUGCUUAUGCUGCAAUUUUUGUGAAAAUGUGCAUUGUCAAUAAUGUCAAAAACUAAUGUGUUCCAUUUAGAGGAGAAAAUGGAGUAUACUUAUGUGAUCACACAUAGCACAAUUUGGUAAAGCUUAUAAAAAGCACAAAGCUAUCAUGUUUUAAUAAAAAUUGAUAAAAUAAUGAUA
This is a messenger RNA of Bombina bombina (fire-bellied toad), 6277 nucleotides long. It is a transcript of the gene TMEM132A, whose product is annotated as transmembrane protein 132A. The coding region runs from base 386 to 3466 and encodes 1026 amino acids. The transcript has 11 exons. The record is from RefSeq and is a predicted model, not a curated record. NCBI's taxonomy places the organism in Eukaryota, Metazoa, Chordata, Amphibia, Anura, Bombinatoridae.